UGCACCGGUCAGGUUUUCGCAACGCGUGAAUUUUAUCCCUCCUCCUCGUUUCUCAGCGUAUUGAAUUUCACGUUAUCACGUUUUCUUGAUGCCACCGGAAAUCUGAUUCGCGCGAUUGCAGGAGGCGCGACUGAAAUGCGAUUGCCAAUUUCUUGAUCGCGAUCGGGUGAGUCAACGUUAUCGUCACUUCGCGCGUGUACACGUCUUCAAAAGUAUUGCGAUUAUACUGCGAGUGCGCGCAAACCGGCACUUUUAUAUAUCUCUACGGAUCUCGAGAUGAAUAUUGGGGAUGAAGUGGGGAUCGACAAGCGCAAUGUUAGAACGAUCGACUGAUAUGUCAAUUUUACGGCGAAUUGCAUGAUGCGUGCAGUUUUUCCCCCUUCGUCGAAGUGAUCGAAAUGUAAUGACAAGAGUGUUUUGUACUGUCUAGAACCGAUGGUAAUUGACAUCUUGUGCAACAAAGUAUUCCUUCUGACGAGUGAUUUCGAGAAAGUUCGAGAAAAGCGAAUAAGCUUGAGUCGCUCAUUCUGUGGAGUUAACUAUAUGGAAUUCGAGGUAAAAGUUGAAGAAAUAAGUGAUUCUUGCAAUCCAUACAAUACCACUCGGCAUAUUGAUGCACAGCGCACGUGUGCAUAUGAUAAUAAAUCAUGAUAUGUUUGCGAUCAUAUUGCACAUGAACGUCAUACGUCACACAAAGACAUGGAGGACACAAGAAUGCUCAAAAAGGUAUUCAAAGAAAGAGUAUAUGGAACCAAGGAAGAGAUGGGAGGAUUCUGUGAACAUGAACAGCAUGUUGCUGCUUGGCAUAAGGAACUGGAGGAUAAGGACGUUGGACCGAGGCAGUUGAGGCAAUGCAUACAGAAGACCAAGACUCGAUACGAUUGUAGAGUCUAAUAAUAAUAAUAAUAAUAAUUCACGUUAUUUUUUUAGCAAACAAUCCAUGAACGCAGUUUAGAAGAAUUUGAAUUUAUAAAAAUUAUCGCAAUGGAGAGAUUACGCGACAAGAGUGAUCGAAAAUAAUUAUCAAUACAAAUAACUCAAAAUCAAAUUCAAAAAAUCAUUCAAAAAUGAAUAAAAGUAUAAUAAUGGAAAGUAUAUUUGCAUUGCUGUUGGUGAGUAUGGCGAUUAUGCAGAAUGAUCUUGGCUCUGAGCGGACUCUGACUGGACGGCAACAAUCAAGAUCUCUACGAUGAUUCUACAAUGCAACCAAGUCUUCUUUGAGUUGUUCAGUUUCGUGAUAGUUCAUUGCGUAUCUUGAUUUCGGUGCGACUCUUUUACGAGUUGCAAGUUCCACAGCUCGGGUAAAUGUCCGGAGGGAUUUUAAAAAUUCCGGCUAAUCAGUAUUCGUAUUUCUAAGGAUAUUUCGAAAAAUAAUGUGGAAGUGGUGGCAAUUUUAUUCUGUUCUAUUGUACCUGUGCACGAGGACGUUGUGCGAAAAAACCGUUCUCGAUACACCUAUUAUCUUGACGUCUCUUCGCAUAUUUCGGAACUGGAGUUUCAGUGCUUUCGGAAGGACAGGAACGGAAGAAAGAUAUUUGCAAUUGGCAAGAGAUGCGGGCAAAGUACAAGAAGUCAUUCCUAAUCAUGUCCCGUUCCCAUGCAACGUAACAGGAGGACGAUCGUUGGAAGUACCAGAUUCGGUGCAUAAAUUAAGACCAGGUGAUAUUGAUGUAAUUGGCGCUAUGGGUGAUUCGAUCACGGCUGGAGCUGGGGCUUUUGCAACCAAUGUAUUUCAAAUCAUAAUAGAGAACAGAGGAAUUAGCGCAACUGGCGGGGGUCAAGGCACAUGGAGGCAGUAUCUGACUGUUCCUAAUAUCCUCAAAGAAUUCAACCCCAAUUUGAUAGGCUACGCGCUGGGAGAUUCAUUAGCAGCAAACGAAGCAGCGCAGCUGAAUGUUGCUGAGAGUGGUUCCUUUACCGAGGAUAUGCCACACAUGGCUGAGGUAUUAGUUACAAGGAUCAAACGACAUCCAAAAAUAGAUCUACAAAAGCAUUGGAAGUUUAUCUCAAUAUCGAUCGGGGGCAACAACUUUUGCACCGAUAUUUGUUGGGUUCCAUCAGGACCUUGGUCAGUCCUCGAAAAACACAAGGCGAGCAUGCUUCAGGUUUUGCGGACACUCCGAGACAAUCUGCCACGGACAUUCGUAGCGUUGAUCCCUCCACUGCAUUUAAGAGCCUUGGUCGAUGCUAUGAAAGGACGUCGAACCCCGUUGUGUUAUUUCACAUCAAAUUUCGAGUGUUCUUGCUUGUUCGGCCUUGCAUUUGAGAGAUUUAAACCACUGUAUUACGAGCUUAUGAGACGGUGGCAACAGGUAGAUAUGGAAAUUGCUACUUCUCCGGAGUUUCAGAGAGACGACUUCGUAGUUGUAGCCCAACCCUUCCUAAUGGAUUUAACUGUUCCACUUGCGUCAGAUGGAUAUAGCGAUAUGACAUAUUUAAGUGUCGAUUGUUUCCACAUUAGUCAAAAGGCGAACGCUUGGUAUGCAAACUCCCUAUGGAAUAAUUUGUUCGAGCCAGUAGGUGCUAAAUCGACGAAGCCGAUAAAAUUAUUCAAAAAAUUUUAUUGUUCUACGGAGGAGAGGCCUUAUCUAGCUACAAUAUUGAAUUCAAAAAGAUAAAGCUGCUAACAAAGCUAAAACUAAGUUGUUUAUGUGAAAGACAUUGAUAUAUUCGAAAA
Ooceraea biroi (clonal raider ant) is the source of this 2677-nucleotide messenger RNA. Its product is annotated as phospholipase B1, membrane-associated. Gene Ontology annotation, biological process: phospholipid metabolic process. The record is from RefSeq and is a predicted model, not a curated record. NCBI's taxonomy places the organism in Eukaryota, Metazoa, Arthropoda, Insecta, Hymenoptera, Formicidae. Gene Ontology annotation, molecular function: glycerophospholipase activity.